AUGUCUGCAGAAGGGACCAUCAUCCUCUAUGACCUGCCCAGCCAGGAGCCCUGUCGAGCCUGGUCUUUGAACCCUUGGAAGACUCGUUUGCUCCUAGCAUUCAAGGAUCUUGAUUACAAGACGGAAUGGGUUGAGUACCCAGAUAUCAGACCCAAGUUUGAGGAACACUUCCCUCUACCUGAGGGUGUGAGUCUCUACACAAUCCCUACUGUCAAAUUCCCCGAUGGCAAGUACAUUAUGAACUCCAAGGACAUUGCCCAGUACAUUGAGGAGCAAUACCCGGAACCAAGCAUCCACCUCGACUCACCUUACAUUCGCAAAGUCAUGAUCGAGAUUUCAGCCCUCUUUGACCACACGCUCGGCCGCAGUCUCUACGGCGUCGUCCUGGAUCGAAUCCCAAGCCGCGUACUGAACCCGCGCAGCGCCGAGUACUGGAUCAGAACCCGCUCCGAGAUUGUCGGCAAGCCUCUCGGAGAGAUGACCGCAGAAGAGCGGGGCGGCAAGGUGCUGUGGGACAAUGCGGUCAAGAACAUGGCCGAGCUUACCCGCCUGCUCAAGGAGAACCCAGAUGGUCCUUUCUUUGAGGGCAAGACUGUAACGUAUGCUGACUUUUACUGGGUCGGCUUCUUGUUGUUCUUCAGGAGACUGGGCGAGGAUGUGUUCCAAAAGCUCAUCAGUGUCAGCGGUGACGUGGAGGGCAGCGAGAAUGUGCACUUGAAGCUGCUCGAAGCUUGCAAACAGUGGUCCGAGAGGGACGAUCACUAA
This is a messenger RNA of Pestalotiopsis fici W106-1, 765 nucleotides long. RefSeq lists its product as uncharacterized. The record is from RefSeq and is a predicted model, not a curated record. The coding region runs from base 1 to 765 and encodes 254 amino acids. The transcript has 4 exons. NCBI's taxonomy places the organism in Eukaryota, Fungi, Ascomycota, Sordariomycetes, Amphisphaeriales, Sporocadaceae.